Molecule: messenger RNA, 1807 nt
Organism: Contarinia nasturtii (swede midge)
Lineage: Eukaryota; Metazoa; Arthropoda; Insecta; Diptera; Cecidomyiidae
Product: protein kinase C-binding protein 1-like
Exons: 8
Coding region: 102-1652 (516 amino acids)
Molecular function (GO): protein binding
Source: RefSeq, a predicted model, not a curated record
UAUAAAAUAGCUUGAAAUACAUUCAAUACAAUACGUUUUCACCUAUUUGAUAUUUCAUAAAGUCAAAAAGGGUAAAAACUUUGCUGUUUUUUUUUGGUAAAAUGUCUACCAAGAAGAAUGACAAGUAUUGUUGGGAAUGUUUUAAGGGUAAAACUUCUCUGUCGUGCUCCGAAUGUUUACGUUCGUUCCACAAUAAUGGAAAAUGUAUUUCAAAAUAUGAUUGGGCAAUUGCUGAUGGAAAAUUUAUGUGUCCUGUAUGUUUUGAGGCACAACAACUAGAACAAAGGGACAAACAACGUGACUUGGACAUGCUUCCAGUGAUUAUCGAUAAAGUGUGGAAUAACGAAUCGUUCGUCUCGAUCAUGGACAUUCUAAAAGAUGGCAUCUACCCGGGAGCCGAUUCAACGGAUGUCAUUGUUAAUCCAAUCAGUUUAACGUCAAUCCGCGACAACAUCAUGAAAUACCGCAGUUUUGAUGAAUUUCUUGCCGACAUUCACUGGAUCCAUCACAACUGCAUGAUUUUGUAUUCAAAAAAUGAUGUAAGAACCGAGAUGGCCGCUCUGCUCGGCAAUAAUUUCAAGGAGGAAAUCGACAGCUUACAAUCAUGUUUUGAAUGUUAUAUGAACGCACUCAAUCAUCCCAAUGACUGGUUCACUAUGGUGUGCGAGGAACCUCAUCUAAUAGUUUGGAGCAAGGUUAGAGGUUAUCCGUACUGGCCGGGGAAAAUAAUGUGUGUUGAUGUCAACGAUAUUUAUGUGAACUUCUUCGGUGAACACGAAAACGUUAUAGUAUCGUCUGAAAAGUGUUUUCUUUAUUCUGACACAAACCCUGUUCAGCCCGGUUACACUUCGGAACCAUAUAAUUUGGCACUGAAGGAAGCCCAACAGUAUCUCAAUAAUAUCCAGGAAAAGUUUGGCGCAUAUCAUUUGGUCACUGUAAAAACUCCGCUCAAUGCGAAGCUGAUCGAUAAAUAUAUUGUUGAUUUCGUUCCUGGAAUUGUUCGUCAUCGUGAGGCAAAGCGAUUGAAUGCCACCAAGCGCAAAACCAUUUCGAUGUUAAUCGAAUCCAAUGAUGAUUUUGAUAUGCCAAAUCCGAAAAGAUCUCGAGGUAAUGAAGCAGAAACACCAGGUCCAUCCACACUUAACCACAACAAUAGUUCGGCUCAUGUUUUGUCAAUUAAAAGGGAGAAUGAAAACAACGAUUACACCGAACCGAUGUUACAAAUGGUAUCGAACGAAUCGAUUCGUUAUUUAAUUGACAACGGAAUGAAUGUUAACAUUUCACCGCAAAGUUCAAUGUCCACCUCGCAAGAAACCUUGAAAAAUUCGCUGGAAAAUAUUCUCAAUGUGGUCCAAUUGAAUGCAAAAUUGAUGGAAGAUUUGAAAAAAUCGGAGCAAAGGCUUGAAACUGAAAUCAAGUCUUAUCAGACCGAGAUCAACAAUCUGAAACAAGCACAUCGAAUUGAAUUGGCCGGAAUAAGAGCUGGACAUGAACAGCAGCUACAAAAAUUGAAUAAAAAAUGGGUGGAACGAUCGAAAAAUCGAUUGGGAAAAUUUUCUGAAAAUAUUAUGCGCCUUGUAGGUGAUCAACAACGUGAAGCAAUCAAAAAUAUUGAUGAUGAUGAUGAUCUGGACCAGAUAGCGGUAGAGUAAUGCAUAAAACCAAAUCCAUCAGACAUGAUCACCUGCCAAUUACGAAAAAACUUCUACGUUCGACUACUACGUAUAAACAAAAAGCUAAUUCUCCAAAUAAUAAUGAUUAUUAUUUGAUUUUCGAAUAUUUUGUUUUUCAUGCGAGUAACAAAACA